AUGCCACCACGACGAACAAGAGCAGCCAAGGAAGCUGACCGUCACGAUGAAGCGACGCCAGAAGUAAAAGUCGCAGAGUCAUCUUCAUCAACAACGGCAUCACACGGUAUCUCUACAAAGACAGAGCGACCACCAUCCACAGCACCUACCAAGUCGAAAGCGAAAGCAAAAGCAGCUCGACACCAACCACUACUCCCCGAUGGACCAUCCACUCCCACCACCACCACCACCUCCUCCUCCUUCUCCUCCAACCCCGAACCUCCACCCACUUCACCAUCCGCCGAAGCAACCCGGAAACCAACAAUGGAAGAUCGACAAGCGCGACUCUCCACCCUCCGAUCCAAGAUGGCCGCCUCCACCCGAGCCAACCGACGUGAGAUCCUUUGCGAACAAUCUCGCUCUCGCUCUCUCACCUCAGAACUCAAAACCGCCUCUACCUCGCGCAAACUCGCCAAAGCAGAGUCCUUACUCGAACAAAGAGACCUUCGAGAAUCAGGAGAGCAUGUCGAGAGACACAGGAACAUGACCUAUUCUCUCGAAGAUAACGAGAAAUGGGAUAAAAAACUGCAACAGAAGCAAAAAAGCAAAGAUCAAGGUACAAUUGAUUUCGCUGAUGCUGCUCAACGUGCUUACCAACGGCAAGUUGGAUUGUUGAAGCCGAAUAUUGCGUUGUAUCAGAAAGAAAAGGAGGAUCGAACCAAACCGCUCGUCAGAAACCCUAAAGGAACCAUAGCUAACUAUACAGCACGAGUGGCAGAAGAAGCGCAAGAGAUUCAUUAUGGAACACACAGCCCUACUCACGAUGCCAUAGAUAGAGUUGUUCAGCAUUUGAACCAUGAAAAACAGAUUAUACAGAAUAGAAGUAGGAGGCGAGAGGAACAUGAGGAUGCUGAGGUGAAUUAUAUAAACGAUGCUAAUAAGCACUUCAAUAAAAAGCUCAAGAGGUUUUAUGAUAAAGAGUCGAUCGAGAUUAGAGAAAAUCUCGAGAGAGGUACCGCUUUGUAA
Ustilago hordei is the source of this 1005-nucleotide messenger RNA. RefSeq lists its product as uncharacterized. NCBI's taxonomy places the organism in Eukaryota, Fungi, Basidiomycota, Ustilaginomycetes, Ustilaginales, Ustilaginaceae. The transcript has 2 exons. Gene Ontology annotation, cellular component: post-mRNA release spliceosomal complex; catalytic step 2 spliceosome; Prp19 complex. The record is from RefSeq and is a predicted model, not a curated record. The coding region runs from base 1 to 1005 and encodes 334 amino acids.